GAGUCAACCGCGGCCUCCAAUUUGCCGUCGUCGUCCGCUCUCUUCUCCUUGUUGAAUAGCAAGAACGCCGCUCUCUUUCGGCAUCACCACACGUUCUUCUUUACUCAACUCUCCGCCUACUCGAGUCUUCGCGUCAAUAUUGCGAUCUUCGUCUCCUACCAUUCUUCCUGUGUCGUGAAUCAGAGGUCCCUCUUCACGCAAAUUCAUCUCCGCUGUCUCGCACAGUGUGCCACUUCGUUAUUGCACCAGCGUUGUGAAAAGCCCAUCGCGACACUCACCUUCAUUCCGCCGCCACAUCAUCUACCUUUAUUCAACUUGUGUGGCCCAACGGUGCCUGCCUCCUUUCAUUGAUUUUUCUCCCCUUUUCGACAACGAAUCUUCAAGAUGGCCGAAUUCGUGCGCGCUCAGAUUUUUGGCACCACGUUCGAAAUAACGAGCAGGUACACCGACCUCCAGCCGGUGGGCAUGGGUGCAUUUGGUUUGGUCUGUUCUGCCAAAGACCAACUUACUAGCCAGCCCGUGGCAGUCAAGAAGAUAAUGAAGCCUUUCAGCACCCCUGUGCUGUCCAAGAGAACCUAUCGAGAACUGAAGCUUCUGAAGCAUUUGCGCCACGAAAAUAUCAUUAGUCUUAGCGACAUUUUCAUCUCCCCGCUGGAGGACAUCUAUUUCGUAACGGAGCUUCUGGGAACGGACCUCCACCGACUUCUCACCUCCCGACCGCUAGAGAAGCAGUUUAUUCAAUACUUCCUCUACCAGAUCCUGCGUGGUCUGAAAUACGUGCAUUCGGCUGGUGUCGUCCAUCGUGAUCUCAAGCCUAGCAACAUUCUCAUCAACGAAAACUGUGAUCUCAAGAUCUGCGACUUCGGUCUGGCCCGAAUUCAGGACCCCCAAAUGACGGGCUACGUUUCGACGAGAUAUUACCGUGCGCCGGAGAUUAUGCUCACGUGGCAAAAAUACGAUGUCGAAGUUGACAUCUGGAGCGCGGGCUGCAUCUUUGCUGAAAUGCUUGAGGGCAAGCCUCUCUUCCCUGGCAAAGACCAUGUCAACCAGUUCUCCAUCAUCACGGAACUCCUCGGAACUCCCCCAGAUGACGUGAUCAAGACGAUCUGUAGUGAAAAUACGCUGCGGUUCGUUCAGUCCCUUCCCAAGCGCGAGCGCCAACCAUUGGCGAACAAAUUCAAGAAUGCCGACCCGUCAGCUGUCGAUCUGUUGGAGCGGAUGCUUGUCUUUGAUCCCAAGAAGCGAAUUAGCGCGGCGGAUGGUUUGGCCCAUGAAUAUCUGGCCCCCUACCACGACCCCACCGAUGAACCCGUGGCAGAAGAAAAGUUUGACUGGUCAUUCAACGACGCUGAUUUGCCGGUGGACACAUGGAAGAUCAUGAUGUACUCCGAAAUCUUAGACUACCACAACGUGGAUGGUGUGGCGGAGGCUGCUGCGUAGAAGAGCCAUUUUGCCGUUUCUUCUUUUUCAUAUUUUUAAACGUCACCGUUCUUAUGAUUCACCCCUUUCUUGUCCCGCUUCUGCUCCCCCAA
Messenger RNA from Xylona heveae TC161, 1532 nucleotides. Its product is annotated as MAP kinase SakA. Gene Ontology annotation, cellular component: cytoplasm; nucleus. The transcript has 9 exons. Gene Ontology annotation, molecular function: MAP kinase activity; ATP binding. The record is from RefSeq and is a predicted model, not a curated record. The coding region runs from base 385 to 1440 and encodes 351 amino acids. NCBI's taxonomy places the organism in Eukaryota, Fungi, Ascomycota, Xylonomycetes, Xylonales, Xylonaceae. Gene Ontology annotation, biological process: osmosensory signaling pathway; cellular response to oxidative stress; protein phosphorylation.